This is a messenger RNA of Symbiodinium necroappetens, 3939 nucleotides long. Lineage: Eukaryota; Dinophyceae; Suessiales; Symbiodiniaceae. The record is from the annotation of a GenBank genome assembly.
AUGCUUGGCAUCUUCGUGAUGCUGUGGGCUGGAGCUCUGGGAGAGGAGACGUGUGCUUCUGGCAGGUCCCUACUUCAGAGGGGCCUUGCGAAGGGCGAGUACAAUGAGACUCUUCAGCCCAGCUCACAGAGCCUCCUCCCCCUGAACCACACCAAUGAGUCGCAGAUGCAGCUGGCACUGGUGCAGCGCUCUGAAGGUCGUGGCCGCGGCGCACGCCAAUCCUCGGAGGAGCUGGAUGCGGUGGUGUCCAGCAAGUUCUUCGACGACAUCGCAGAUGGUUUCGAGUCCAUUGGCCAGGGUAUCGCUGAUGUGGGCAUGACGGUUGGCAGCGCCGUGGGCAAUGCAGCUGUGGUGGUGGGCAACUCCGUGGUAGAGACGGCGGAAAUUGCGGCGGACGCCCUGCCAUCGGAGAUCAAAGAUGCGGCGAAUUCCUUGGGGAACGCCGUGGUCACAGCCGCGGAGGCCGUCGGGGAUGUGGGGGAGAUGGUGGUGGACGCAUACGUGGACUUGGCGGAUGCUGCCCUCUCGGCCGCAGAGGAUGUGGCCGAGCAGGCCGCCAAAGUGGGAAGUGCCCUGGGAAACAAGAUCGCGGAUGCAGCUAAUGCCAUUGGAGAAGGGAUUGAGAAAGUCGGCGCCAUGGCCGUUGGUUUUGCUAAGGCGGCGUGGGAAGCGAUCAAGGACUGGAUCAAUUGUUUGGUGAAUUUCUUGGAUAACUUCAUGUGCAGGGUCUUGAUCGGUGAUCAGUGCGACUGCGAUGCUGGCAGUGGUCUGGAUAUCUCUGGCGGUGGUCUGUCCUUGACGUGUUACGUCAAGGGUGGUGGCCUGAGUUCGGGCUAUGGCUUCACCUCGGAGGGUAAUUUCGAGAUGGGCGACGAGAGCAGCAGCGGCCGCAGCAAGCUGCCGGGCAAGGAAUUCGUUCAGAGCUUCAGGCCCCAAGGCCAGGAGCUGAAGGCGAGGCACGUGGCACUGAAGCAGAAGCAGAAGCGGGCUCCUGCGGGCAGCUGCGAGAGCUUGCUGGAUGUGGCCCUGGAAGGCGUGGUGCAGUUUGCGCCUAUGAUCCAACUCAGUGCCCAGAUCAACGGAGACACCGAGCUCAAGGUGGAGGGCACGGUGAGGGCCUCCAUGGAUGGCCUCAUCAGCGCUGAGGGCAGCUGUGGCUUCGUGGCGGAGAAGCGCUUCCCCAAGAUCCCAAAGACGAAGGUGAUCUGUGGGCCGGCCUUCUGCGUGGCCGUCAUGCUGCAGAUGGUUGCAGAGAUCGAGCUCCAGGGCAUCCUCACGGGCAGCGCUGAGGUCACAGCGUCUGCGGACUUCAAUGUGAAGGGUUCGGUGAUGCUGAACCCCAAAGGCCACGCGGAGGCAGACUUUGAGAGCCCAAACAUCCAGCACCAGCACGGCUUUGGCUUCGGUGCCAGUGCCAGCGGUUCAGUUCGUCUUGCUUUGGGCCCUGAGCUGGUGAUCUUCCCAAUGCCCGGCGUUCCUAUCACCAUCAACCCUAUGAUGAAUGCAGAGAUCCGUGCACAAGGUACCCUGGACAUGCCUGUUGGUUCUUUCAUCCAAGCCGGCCAAGAAGCCGGCCACGCCCGAAAAAUGCACGCAAACACCAGCACUGGCCUGGGACGAGUGAACCAAAUUGCCUUGUGUGGAGCAGCUGCUUUGAACUUAUACUCGGACAUUAGUGUCAUGGGCUUCGGUCUUCCCAAAGCGAUUUCGGUCAGCCUGAGCACCGGCUGGAUUGAAGAGGCCAUCACGGAGGCUCUCCUCAAAGGUGCUGACAUGCUCGUGGAUAUGGCCACAGGUUAUUUUUCGUGCCUGCCCUUGGUGGGUGAUGCGGUAGGUGCAGCCGGGGAUGCGGUGAAGAGUGGGGCUAGAGCUGCAGCUGGAGCUUUGGGCUCUCUCAUCCCAGAUCUCAACCUCGACUUCUCCACGCCCUCUGUGGAGCUAUUGAAACCCACAAAGUUGUUUUGCUCCACCGUGGCCAAGUCGCAUGGCUUCGAUGGCUCCGAGUGCUCGCAAGAGCUGGGCUGCAAAAGUGCCGGGAGGCCUACGGCCCCCAUGGUGACAGUGGCCGCCCCAGAGCAGGUGAGGCAGACGCAGCGCCCUUCUGCAGCUGCGCCCACAUGCUCCACCAUCCUCAUGGGUGAUCGUUUUAUAGAGCUGGGGGACUGGCGACUGGCGGACAUUGAUGGCAGGCACUUCUCCGUCUCGCAUCGCAGCCACUACACCGCAGUCAUCUACCGGGAAGACGGAUUGACUAUCGGUGGAUGGAGGUCACGAGAUUGGAACGGGUGGUCCCGCCCCACAGGAGCAGCGAAGGGCAUCAAGUUUGGCUUCCAGUUCAUUCAGAUCGGCACGUGGCGAAUAGGGGCGGUCAAUGCGGAUCACUUGUCCAUCGCCCAUGUUGGGGGCCAGGUGUCUUGCAUCUGGAAUCAGGACAACUCUCUACGAAAGGGGCCCGGAACUGAUCAUUCGACCUUCGACCGUCCGUCGGGCGAAGCUGUGGGGGUCAGCUUCGGGGACCGCUUCGUCCAGGUUGGCGAGUUUCGCCUCGGAGACUUGGGCCACAAUGGGGAGCACAGCCACUUUGGCUGGACUGGCAGCAAGGGGCAGACCAUCCAGCUCUUCCGCUCCGAUGGGAUUGAGGUUCACCCAGGAGGCUCGCAAUGGAGCUUCCACUUGAACGACCGGCACCCCUCGGCAUGGACCUGCAAGAGUGUUCAGGAGAUGGCCCACGGCAACUGCGAUGGGGUUUCGGGCGCCUGGGGAGAUCGCUUUAUCGAGAUCGGGAAUUGGCGAAUUGGCGUGGUCGACAUAAUCCACCUGGAGGUGUCCAACCGUUAUGGCGCCAACAGGCUGAUCUACAGUGCUUGGACUAACACACUCUACGACGAGAAGAAGAGUGGCACGAUUUGGAAUAGGCCAUUGGGCUUCCCACAUGGCAUCGCUUUCGGCCACAACUUCAUCCAGAUAGGGCUUUUCCGCAUAGGUUCGUAUGACAGCGAUCACCUGAGCUUUAGCUGGUCGAACGGCAAGACCAUCAUGCUCUACAAAUCCGAUGGCUCAGCUCUCACUGGGCCCCGCACGGACCUAAAUCUGUGGGAGCGCAGUCUGGGACCAGCCACAGGAGUGACCUUCGGAGAAAAGUAUCUCCAGCUGGGUAGUUGGCGCAUAGGUGACGUAGGGUGCACAGGCCCAUGGGCUACGAGCUGCUACUUCCAGUUCACUCAUGUCAGCGACCAGACCCCUCAGAUGUUGCGUUCUGAUGGAGGGUUUCAUGGAGGUGCGACGAAUUGGGGCAAGGUAUUGAAUGAUCGCUAUCCCAAGUGGCAUUGCGGAAACAUCCAGCACACCAUGGGCAUCUGCUCUGGUAUGAUGGCCGGCCCAGACUACCUCACCAUCGGCGAGUGGCAGGUGGCCGCCAUAGACAACCACCACUUCAGCAUUUCGCACAAGGACGGAAAGACGGCGAUGAUCUAUACCAAGGAUGGCAAACAGCACCCGGGGCCCCGUACAGAUUACAGGGACCGGUGGAGUUAUGAUCCUACGAGCCAGAGUCCGAUCCAGUUCGGUGACCGCUUCAUGCAGAUCGGGAGUUUCCGCAUGGGCGAGGUAAACAGCCAACAUUUCUCCAUCGGUCACAAAGAUGGGUGGACCAACAGCAUCUUCCGCGGAGACGGCACCGAGCAUCCGGGACCACGUACGGACUGGAACGUUUUGGCUCGCCAAAUCGGGGAGCCCCUCGGGAUUGGCUUCGGCGACCGUUUCAUACAGUUCGGGAAUUUCCGCAUGGGUGAUGUGGAUGGGACGCACUUCUCCAUCUCGCACUCUAGUGGGCGCACCAUCGCGAUCUUCAAGAAGGAUGGCACUGUGGAGUAUGGGCCGCGAGAGGACUUCACCCUCUUCGGCCGGAGCCUCUCGGAGUGCCACGUGGUGCCUCUCUGA